Molecule: messenger RNA, 1005 nt
Organism: Cyclocybe aegerita
Lineage: Eukaryota; Fungi; Basidiomycota; Agaricomycetes; Agaricales; Hemipholiotaceae
Source: the annotation of a GenBank genome assembly
AUGACCACGCCCGCAACCACCACUCCGUCUAUCCAAACCCCUCCCAUUCCCCAAGGGGCGGGCAGUGCGGCCGUACCCAGCACAGCUCCGGCCAAGGCGAGCGCUACUCAGCGGGAUGGUUCGAGCAACAUCGGAACUUUUGGCGUGAAAUCUGGUCUUGCUCAAAUGUUGAAGGGUGGUGUGAUCAUGGAUGUCGUCAACGCGGAGCAAGCCCGCAUUGCGGAGGAGGCAGGAGCGUGUGCCGUCAUGGCUCUCGAGCGAGUUCCGGCUGAUAUCAGAAGAGAAGGUGGUGUAGCUCGUAUGAGUGAUCCCGAAAUGAUCAAGCAGAUCAUCGACGCGGUGACCAUCCCUGUGAUGGCGAAGGUCCGCAUUGGACAUUUCGUCGAGGCGCAGAUUCUCCAAGCCGUCGGUGUCGACUACAUCGAUGAAUCUGAGGUGCUCACCCCCGCAGACGACGAAUUCCACAUCAAUAAGCAUGGCUACAAAGUUCCAUUCGUCUGCGGUGCCCGCGAUCUCGGUGAAGCCCUCCGUCGCAUCUCCGAGGGUGCUGCCAUGAUCCGCACGAAGGGCGAAGCUGGCACUGGAAAUGUCAUUGAGGCCGUACGCCACCAACGCGCUGUCAUGAGCCAGAUUCGCAAGGCAAGCGUCAUGAGCGAGGAGGAGCUCUAUGUUUUCGCGAAGGAGAUCCAAGCCCCUUUCCAUUUGUUGAAAGAGACGGCUAGGCUAAAGCGCCUGCCUGUUGUCAACUUUGCGGCUGGAGGCAUCGCCACUCCCGCGGACGCUGCGCUGAUGAUGCAGCUUGGGUGCGACGGAGUUUUCGUCGGCUCUGGGAUUUUCCACUCGGGAGACCCCGCCAGGCGCGCCCGUGCUAUCGUUCAAGCUGUGACCCACUACAACAACCCAAAGCUUCUGGCCGAGGUUUCCGAGGCUCUCGGACCAGCUAUGGUCGGACUGACCAUCGACAAAAACAUCGCUGGUGGUCUCCUCGCCUCCCGCGGCAAUUAA